Messenger RNA from Ceratotherium simum simum (southern white rhinoceros), 14437 nucleotides. It is a transcript of the gene DNAH8, whose product is annotated as dynein axonemal heavy chain 8. Gene Ontology annotation, biological process: microtubule-based movement. Gene Ontology annotation, molecular function: ATP binding; ATP hydrolysis activity; dynein light intermediate chain binding. Lineage: Eukaryota; Metazoa; Chordata; Mammalia; Perissodactyla; Rhinocerotidae. The record is from RefSeq and is a predicted model, not a curated record. Gene Ontology annotation, cellular component: axonemal dynein complex.
UCCCCACCCCCUCCAGGAAAAGCAGCUUCUGCAGAAGAUGUUAUCUCUCUUUCCGAAAAAGGUCCUUCGCCUUCUGCAAGUGAUUAUCUGAAUCUCAUUCCUUCUGAUGAAAGGAUAAUUCUUCCAGACGAUGAUGAGCCGGAUCCACAUAGAGUUCGACCUAGGCCUGCACCCCGAAUGGUGCAAUCAGCGCUUUCUGAAAUGCUCUCUCAGUCUUCCCACAGAUCCUCCAAAUAUCGCCGAAGCAUGAGUGGCAUUCCAAAUCUACAGGAAACAUUAAAAGAGAGACAGGCAAGAUUUAGAGAUGCAAGGGAAAGCCGAAAACUGAAAAUUGACCCUUUAUACAAAUAUAUAUUUGAAAUUCUAUCUGAAAAGCUUGGCCUGGACUUAGUAACUGUUGAAGAAUUAAUUUUGGAUUGCCCAUCUCUGGAAGCAUUUACUCGUUUUUUUAUGAAAGAUGGUUGUAAGACAUUGAAAUUUCUGUACCAGGAAGGAGAUGUACCUGGUCUGGACUGUGGUCGAACUAUUGCUGGAGCGACGAAAGGGGCAAAAAUGAUGAGAUUGUAUAUAGACAGCGCAGCCCCUGAGAAACUAAAGGGACUGUGUAUAUUUUUUGUUCGCUGUCGCAAUGAUGUUGCUAUAAAUAUUAAAAAUAUUCAGGAGGAUGUACUAUUUACUGUUCUGGAUGCGUCAGAAGGACUCCUAAUUGGGAUUAGGAAUAUGCUGGCAAAUAUAUUUCUACCAGCUAUUCUUGCAACAAAUAGUUGGGGUGCUUUAAACCAGUCCAAGCAAGGAGAAUCUGAAAAACACAUUUUCACUGAAACCAUCAAUAGAUAUCUUUCAUUUUUAGAUGGUGCUACAAUAAGUAUUGAGGGAACAGUUAAGUUAAAGAAGGUAGACAAUGUUGAUUUCUCCAAGCUGCAUACCUUUGAAGAAGUGACAGUUGCAGCUAGCAAUUCAGAAACUGUUCGUCAGCUAGAGGACGUGCUGAUGAUAUGGUACAAACAGAUUGAACAGGUACUUAUUGAGAGUGAACAGAUGAGAAAAGAAGCUGAUGACUCAGGUCCACUCACCGAAUUGGAACACUGGAAACGCAUGUCAGCCAAAUUCAAUUACAUCAUUGAACAGAUUAAAGGGCCAAGUUGUAAGGCUGUCAUAAAUGUGCUUAAUGUUGCACAUUCCAAACUGUUAAAGAAUUGGCGUGAUUUAGAUGCAAGAAUCACUGAUACAGCAAAUGAAUCAAAGGAUAAUGUCAGAUAUUUGUACACUCUAGAAAAAGUAUGUCAACCUCUCUAUAACUAUGACCUAGUUUCCAUGGCACAUGGAAUACAAAAUUUGAUUAAUGCCAUCAGGAUGAUUCACGGUGUGUCAAGAUAUUAUAAUACCUCAGAGAGAAUGACCUCAUUGUUUAUCAAGGUAACAAAUCAAAUGGUGACAGCAUGUAAAGCAUAUAUUACUGAUGGAGGAGUUAACCACGUUUGGGAUCAGGAAACACCGGUGGUACUAAAGAAAAUUCAGGAUUGCAUUUUUCUAUUCAAGGAAUAUCAGACAUCUUUUCACAAAACAAGGAAACAAAUUUUAGAAUCCUCAGGGGAGAAAUCUUUUGAGGUUUCAGAAAUGUAUAUAUUUGGAAAAUUUGAAGCUUUCUGCAAAAGAUUGGAGAAGAUUACAGAAAUGAUAACUAUUGUGCAAACAUAUUCCGCCUUGAGUAAUUCUACCAUAGAGGGAAUAGAUAUUAUGGCAAUAAAAUUCAAAAAUAUCUAUCAAGGGGUUAAGAAAAAGCAAUAUGACAUUCUGGAUCCAAGAAGGACAGAAUUUGACACAGAUUUCUUAGAGUUCAUGGCAAAAAUCAACGGUUUAGAGGUACAAAUACAGGCAUUUAUGAACAGUACUUUUGGAAAAAUCUUAUCUUCUCAGCAGGCUCUUCAGUUGCUUCAAAGAUUCCAGAAGCUGAAUAUUCCCUGUCUUCAAAUAGAAAUAAACCACACAGUUGAGCGAAUUCUUCAGUGUUACGUGGCUGAACUUGAAGCUACUAAGAAGCUUUAUCAUUCUCAAAAAGAUGACCCCCCUCUUGCUCGCAACAUGCCCCCGAUAGCAGGAAAAAUACUUUGGGUGAGGCAGCUCUACCGCCGGAUAAGUGAGCCCAUCAACUAUUUCUUUAAAAACUCAGAAAUUUUGUCCAGUGUGGAAGGUAAAGCUGUCAUUCGUCAGUAUAACAAAAUUUCCUAUGUUCUGGUGGAAUUCGAGGUGGUCUAUCAUACGGCAUGGGUCAGAGACAUCUCUCAGUUGCAGUACGCUUUACAAGCCACACUUUUUGUGCGACAUCCAGAAACAGGGAAGUUGCUGGUUAAUUUUGAUCCCAAAAUUUUGGAAGUUGUUCGGGAAACUAAGUGCAUGCUAAAAAUGAAGCUGGAUGUACCGGAACAGGCAAAGAGAUUGCUAAAAUUGGAAAGUAAAUUGAAAGCAGACAAAUUGUAUUUGCAGGGUCUUCUGCAAUAUUAUGAUGAGUUAUGUCAGGAAGUGCCUUCUGUAUUUGUCAAUCUGAUGACCCCUAAAAUGAAAAAGGUGGAGUCUGUGUUGAGACAAGGGCUCACAAUAUUAACAUGGUCAUCUUUAACACUAGAAAGCUUCUUUCAGGAAGUUGACUCAGUUUUGGAUAUGUUCAAUCAACUUUUAAAGAAGAUCAGUGACUUGUGUGAAAUGCAAAUUGAUACAGUUCUAAAGGAGAUAGCCAAAACCGUGUUAAUUUCCCUGCCUGAAAGUGGUGCUACCAAAGUAGAAGAUAUGUUGACGCUCAAUGAGACAUACACAAAAGAAUGGGCUGAGAUUCUAAACCACAAAAGUAGGCAUGUGGAAGAAGCUGUCAGAGAACUUAUAUCAAUAUUUGAGACUAUUUAUGAAGUAAAGCACAGUGGGAAAACAGCAAAACGUUUACCAGAACAGAAGAAACAUGUUGCUUUUGGAAGCGAAACAGAAGAGGGUGAGAGCACUGACUAUGAGACUAGUACUGUGACUGAGGUUGAUGUUAAUGACAAAGAUGAAUUUAAAAAGGAAUGUAAAGAGGUCUAUGCUUUUUUCUCUCAUCAAUUACUAGACAGUCUUCAAAAGGCUACACGGUUAUCUUUGGACACAAUGAAAAGAAGAAUAUUUGUUGCAAGCCAUUAUGGACGAAAGUGGUCAGAAGAUGUUGUUUCCUUUAUAAAAGCUGAAGUACAUCUUGCAAUUCCUAAUGUGGUAAUGGUUCCUAGUUUGGAUGACAUUCAACAAGCCAUUAACCGUAUGAUCCAGUUAACCCUGGAGGUCAGCAGAGGAGUGGCUCACUGGGGGCAACAGCAGACCCAUUACACGAAGCCUGUCAUUAGCAGUCCCUCGCGUACCACUACUGACAUGACCCAUUUAAGCACAGGGAAACAGUUGAAGAAGGAAGACAGAUCUUUUGAAGAAAUGAUUCCUGCAAGGAAGCUGAAGAAUUUUUAUCCGGGUGUAGCCGAGCACAAGGAUAUUUCCAAGCUGGUCCUUCUCCUCUCUUCCUCUGUGAAUUCUCUCAGGAAGGUGGCUCAUGAAGCCUUGCAGGACUUUCAAAAGUACAAGACGCUCUGGACUGAGGACCGAGAUGUGAAAGUGAAGGAGUUUUUGGCUAACAACCCCUCUCUCACUGAAAUCAGAUCAGAAAUUCUACACUAUGCUACUUUUGAACAGGAGAUUGAUGAGCUGAAGCCUGUUAUUGUUGUAGGAGCACUUGAACUGCAUACAGAGCCAAUGAAAUUGGCCUUAUCAAUUGAAGCUAAGGCAUGGAAGAUGUUACUCUGUCGAUAUUUGAAUGAAGAAUACAAAAAGAAAAUGUCAGACAUGAUAGCAUUUAUCAAUGAAUACUUGAAAAAGUUAUCUAGACCUAUUCGUGAUUUAGAUGACAUCAGAUUUGCAAUGGAAGCCUUGUCUUGUAUCCGUGAUAACGAAAUUCAAAUGGACAUGACUUUGGGACCAAUUGAAGAAGCCUAUGCUAUUUUAAACAGAUUUGAAGUUGAAGUAACCAAAGAAGAAUCAGAAGCAGUUGAUACCUUGAGAUAUUCUUUCAACAAAUUGCAGAGCAAAGCUGUUUCUGUACAAGAUGAACUAGUUCAAGUGCAGCCAAAGUUUAAAAGUAAUCUCCUUGAGUCUGUGGAAGUUUUUCGUGAGGAUGUAAUGGGCUUUUCAGAAGCAUAUGAGAAGGAAGGACCCAUGGUUCCAAAUAUACCACCCCAAGAAGCUAGCAACAGGCUACAGAUAUUUCAGGCCAAUUUUGAUGAUCUGUGGAGGAAAUUUGUUACAUAUUCAUCUGGUGAACAACUUUUUGGAUUGCCUGUGACUGACUAUGAGGUUUUACACAAAACCCGAAAGGAGCUCAACUUGCUGCAGAAACUUUAUGGACUGUAUGAUACUGUAAUGGGCAAUAUUAGUGGUUAUUAUGAAAUGCUUUGGGGAGAUGUAGACAUUGAAAAAAUUAAUGCAGAACUGCAGGAAUUUCAAAACAGAUGUCGUAAACUUCCAAAAGGUCUUAAAGAUUGGCAAGCUUUUUUGGAUCUGAAAAAAAGAAUUGAUGAUUUCAGUGAGUCAUGUCCUCUGCUAGAAAUGAUGACCAAUAAAGCAAUGAAACAGAGACACUGGGACCGAAUAUCCGAGUUAACUAAAACUCCAUUUGAUGUGGAAUCUGAUUCUUUCUGUCUUAGAAAUAUUAUGGAAGCACCACUCCUUAAAAAUAAGGAUGACAUUGAGGAUAUUUGCAUAUCUGCCAUUAAGGAGAAGGAUAUUGAAGCCAAGCUGACUCAGGUGGUUGAGAAUUGGACCAACCAGAACCUGAUUUUUGCAGCAUUUAAGGGAAAAGGAGAACUCCUGCUCAAAGGAACUGAAUCGGCAGAAAUUAUCACCUUGAUGGAGGAUAGUUUAAUGGUCUUAGGUUCCUUGCUAAGCAACAGAUAUAAUGCUCCAUUUAAAAAAAAUAUCCAGAACUGGGUGUAUAAACUGUCCACUUCCUCAGAUAUAAUUGAAGAGUGGCUAAUAGUUCAGAACCUUUGGGUUUAUCUUGAAGCUGUCUUUGUAGGUGGAGAUAUUGCCAAACAGCUACCUCAGGAAGCAAAACGUUUUCAGAAUAUUGACAAGUCGUGGAUAAAGAUAAUGCAGCGAGCUCACGAGAAUCCCAAUGUGAUUAGUUGCUGUGUUGGAGAUGAAACUAUGGGGCAACUUUUACCUCAUUUACACGAACAGUUGGAAUUAUGUCAGAAGUCACUUACAGGGUAUUUGGAGAAGAAGCGAUUACUAUUUCCAAGAUUCUUCUUUGUAUCUGAUCCAGUUCUCCUGGAAAUUCUUGGGCAAGCCAGUGAUUCCCACACCAUACAGCCACAUCUCCCUGCAGUAUCUGACAACAUAAAUGAGGUGACAUUUCACGCAAAGGACUAUGAUCGCAUCCUGGCCGUCAUAUCAAGAGAAGGAGAAAAAAUCAUUUUGGAUACUCCUGUGAUGGCCAAAGGUCCUGUGGAGAUUUGGCUUAUGGAAUUGUUAAAAAUGCAGAUGUCAUCAUUACAUAAUAUAAUUCGAUCCGCAUACUAUCAAAUCAGUGAUUCAGGAUUUCAGCUCUUACCUUUCCUCAAUCACUUUCCAGCGCAGGUUGGGCUUCUGGGAAUUCAGAUGUUGUGGACACAUGAUUCGGAAGAGGCUUUAAAUAAUGCAAAAGAUGACAGGAAAAUCAUGCAAGUGACAAAUCAGAAAUUUUUGGAUAUUCUGAAUACUCUAAUUAGUCAGACAACACAUGACCUAAGCAAGUUUGAAAGAGUGAAGUUUGAAACUCUAAUUACCAUCCAUGUGCAUCAGAGAGAUAUUUUUGAUGACUUGGUAAAAAUGCAUAUCAGAUCUGUUACUGAUUUUGAAUGGCUAAAACAGAGUAGAUUUUAUUUUAAGGAAGAUUUGGAUCAAACCGUGGUGUCUAUUACAGAUGUUGAUUUUAUUUACCAAAAUGAAUUUCUGGGAUGCACUGAUCGUCUUGUUAUCACUCCAUUAACAGAUAGGUGCUAUAUCACUUUAGCACAGGCUUUGGGAAUGAACAUGGGAGGUGCUCCAGCAGGACCCGCGGGCACUGGCAAAACAGAAACCACAAAAGACAUGGGAAGAUGUUUAGGAAAAUAUGUGGUCGUGUUUAACUGCUCAGAUCAAAUGGAUUUCCGAGGGCUAGGGAGGAUUUUUAAAGGUCUUGCACAGUCAGGUUCUUGGGGCUGUUUUGAUGAAUUUAACAGAAUUGAAUUGCCUGUGUUAUCAGUGGCAGCCCAACAAAUUUAUAUCGUUUUGACAGCAAGAAAAGAGAGAAAAAAACAGUUCAUUUUUUCUGAUGGUGAUUGUGUUGAUUUAAAUCCAGAAUUUGGAAUCUUCUUAACAAUGAACCCUGGAUAUGCUGGGCGUCAGGAACUACCAGAAAACUUAAAAAUUCAAUUUAGAACUGUUGCUAUGAUGGUUCCUGAUAGACAGAUCAUUAUGCGAGUUAAACUUGCAAGCUGCGGUUUUCUUGAAAAUGUUAUCUUGGCUCAAAAGUUUUAUGUUCUUUACAAGCUCUGUGAAGAGCAACUUACUAAGCAGGUUCAUUAUGACUUUGGGUUGAGAAAUAUUCUGUCUGUAUUGAGGACACUCGGAUCUCAAAAAAGAGCCAGACCAGAAGACAGUGAAUUAAGCACGGUCAUGAGAGGACUAAGAGAUAUGAACCUUUCUAAAUUGGUCGAUGAAGAUGAACCCCUGUUCCUCAGCUUAAUCAAUGACCUGUUUCCUGGAUUACAGCUGGAUAGUAAUACUUACGUGGAACUACAAGCUGCAGUAGCCAACCAGGUUCAGAUAGAAGGUUUGAUUAACCAUCCACCCUGGAAUCUCAAACUUGUGCAGUUAUACGAGACAUCGCUAGUACGUCACGGCUUGAUGACCCUUGGGCCCAGUGGUUCCGGGAAGACAACUGUUAUAACAAUCCUGAUGAAGGCAUUAACAGAAUGCGGGAGGCCUCAUAGAGAAAUGCGCAUGAAUCCAAAAGCUAUUACUGCACCUCAGAUGUUUGGCAGACUGGACACUGCUACCAAUGACUGGACAGAUGGGAUUUUUUCUACUCUGUGGAGGAAAACAUUAAAAGCUAAAAAAGGUGAAAACAUUUUCCUUAUUUUAGAUGGUCCUGUAGAUGCCAUUUGGAUCGAGAACUUAAAUUCUGUGUUGGACGACAAUAAAACUCUCACGUUAGCUAAUGGAGAUCGCAUCCCCAUGGCCCCUAGUUGUAAGCUUUUGUUCGAAGUCCACAAUAUUGAGAAUGCCUCUCCUGCCACGGUUUCUAGGAUGGGCAUGGUCUACAUCAGCAGCUCUGCUCUCAGCUGGAGGCCAAUAUUACAGGCAUGGUUGAAGAAGCGCACUGCACAGGAGGCUUCUGUGUUCCUAGCUCUGUAUGAUAAAGUGUUUGAAGAUGUAUAUACAUUUAUGAAACUAAACCUCAAUCCAAAAAUGCAACUCUUAGAGUGCAACUAUAUUAUGCAAUCUCUCAAUCUUCUGGAAGGUUUAAUUCCCUCCAAAGAAGAAGGUGGUAUUUCAUGUGUUGAACAUCUUCAUAAAUUAUUUGUGUUUGGCCUGAUGUGGAGUUUAGGAGCCCUUCUGGAGCUGGAAAGCAGAGACAAGCUUGAAGCCUUUCUACGAAAACAUGAAAGCAAGUUAGACUUACCAGAAAUACCUAAAGGCACGAAUCAAACCAUGUAUGAGUUUUAUGUUACUGAUUAUGGUGAUUGGGAGCACUGGAAUAAGAAACUUCAGCCAUAUUAUUAUCCAACUGACAGUAUCCCAGAAUAUUCAUCAAUUUUGGUUCCAAAUGUUGACAAUGUCAGGACAAAUUUUUUGAUAGACACCAUUGCAAAACAACAUAAAGCUGUUUUGCUCACAGGAGAGCAGGGAACUGCAAAAACUGUAAUGGUUAAGGCCUAUUUGAAAAAAUAUGAUCCUGAAGUACAGUUAUCUAAAAGUCUGAACUUUUCAUCUGCCACAGAACCAAUGAUGUUUCAGAGAACAAUUGAAAGCUACGUGGAUAAGCGAAUGGGCAGUACAUAUGGGCCACCAGGAGGCAGAAAAAUGACGGUCUUUAUUGAUGAUAUUAAUAUGCCCGUGAUUAAUGAAUGGGGAGAUCAGAUAACUAAUGAGAUUGUGCGACAGAUGAUGGAAAUGGAAGGAAUGUAUAGCUUGGAUAAGCCUGGAGACUUCACUACUAUUGUCGAUGUGCAGCUCAUAGCAGCAAUGAUUCACCCUGGAGGUGGUCGAAAUGAUAUUCCACAACGUUUAAAAAGACAGUUUACUGUGUUUAAUUGCACACUGCCUUCAAAUGCUUCAAUAGACAAAAUUUUUGGAAUUAUUGGCUGUGGAUACUUUGAUCCUUGCAGAAAGUUCAAACCUGAAAUAUGUGAGAUGAUUGCGAAUUUAGUUUCAGCGGGCAGAGUGCUGUGGCAGUGGACUAAGGUCAAGAUGCUACCAACUCCUUCUAAAUUUCAUUACAUUUUCAAUCUUCGAGAUCUUUCCAGAAUUUGGCAAGGAAUGUUAACCAUAAAAGCUGAGGAGUGUAAUUCAAUGUUGGUUCUCCUGUCACUUUUCAAACACGAGUGCAACAGAGUAAUUGCAGACAGAUUUAUAACUCCUGAAGACGAGCAGUGGUUUAAUGCGCAUCUUGUUCGUGCAGUUGAAGAAAAUAUUGGCUCAGAUGUGGCGUCAUCUAUUCUUCCCGAGCCAUACUUUGUAGAUUUUCUCCGUGAGAUGCCUGAACCAACUGGUGAAGAACCUGAAGACACUGCCUUUGAAGUCCCCAAAGUCUAUGAAUUGGUCCCAUCCUUUGACUUUCUGUCUGAAAAACUCCAGUUUUACCAAAGACAGUUUAAUGAAAUCAUUAGAGGAACAUCUCUUGAUCUGGUGUUUUUUAAAGACGCGAUGACUCAUCUUAUUAAGAUUUCACGAAUAAUUCGAACAUCAUGUGGAAAUGCAUUGCUGGUGGGUGUUGGUGGUUCAGGAAAACAAAGCCUUUCGAGAUUGGCCUCUUUUAUAGCUGGAUAUCAAAUAUUCCAGAUAACAUUAACCAGGUCAUAUAAUGUGAAUAAUCUAACAGACGACUUAAAAGGUUUGUACAAAGUUGCUGGUGCUGAUGGAAAAGGCAUCACUUUCAUUUUUACUGACAAUGAAAUAAAAGAUGAAGCAUUUCUGGAAUAUCUUAACAACCUGCUGUCUUCGGGGGAGAUCUCCAAUUUGUUUGCACGAGAUGAGAUGGAUGAAAUCACCCAAAGUCUCAUAUCGGUGAUGAAAAGGGAGCUGCCUCGCCAUCCUCCGACAUUUGAUAAUCUGUAUGAGUACUUCAUCUCAAGGUCAAGGAAGAACUUGCAUGUGGUUCUCUGCUUUUCUCCAGUUGGUGAGAAGUUCCGUGCCCGUUCUUUGAAAUUUCCUGGCUUGAUAUCAGGUUGCACUAUGGACUGGUUCAGUCGCUGGCCAAAGGAGGCUCUGAUCGCCGUGGCCUCCUAUUUCCUUUCAGGCUAUAGUAUUGUCUGCUCUAGUGACACUAAAAGACAAGUCGUAGAAACAAUGGGCCUCUUUCAUGACAUGGUUUCAGAGAGCUGUGAAAAUUAUUUCCAAAGAUACCGCCGAAGAGCACAUGUGACUCCCAAAUCUUAUCUCUCUUUUAUAAAUGGUUAUAAAAACAUUUAUACUGAAAAGGUGAAAUAUAUUAAUGAACAAGCUGAACGUAUGAAUAUUGGUCUUGAUAAGCUUAUGGAGGCAAGUGAGUCCGUUGCGAAACUCUCUCAAGAUCUUGCAGUAAAGGAGAAGGAAUUGGCAGUGGCUUCUGUAAAAGCAGAUGAAGUAUUAGCAGAAGUCACAGUAAGUGCUCAGGCUUCAGCCAAAGUAAAAAAUGAAGUGCAGGAGGUAAAAGACAAAGCCCAAAAAAUUGUGGAUGAAAUUGAUAGUGAAAAAGUAAAAGCGGAGACUAAACUUGAGGCGGCUAAACCUGCACUGGAAGAAGCAGAGGCGGCCCUGAAUACUAUCAAGCCAAACGAUAUUGCCACAGUCAGGAAACUUGCGAAGCCCCCACAUCUUAUUAUGAGAAUCAUGGACUGUGUUCUGUUGCUAUUUCAAAAGAAAAUCGACCCUGUUACUAUGGAUCCAGAAAAACCUUGCUGCAAGCCAUCAUGGGGAGAGUCAUUAAAAUUGAUGAGUGCAACAGGAUUCCUGUGGAGCCUUCAGCAGUUCCCUAAAGACACUAUAAAUGAAGAGACUGUUGAAUUACUACAGCCAUAUUUUAAUAUGGAUGAUUACUCUUUUGAAAGUGCCAAAAAAGUCUGUGGGAAUGUGGCUGGUCUGCUGUCUUGGACACUUGCUAUGGCAACAUUUUAUGGUGUCAAUAGAGAAGUGUUGCCACUGAAGGCUAACCUGGCCAAGCAAGAGGGCCGUUUGGCAGUCGCCAAUGCUGAACUGGGGAAGGCGCAGGCAAUGCUUGAUGAAAAACAGGCUGAGCUGGACAAAGUGCAAGCAAAAUUCGAUGCAGCAAUGAAUGAGAAAAUGGAUUUGCUUAACGAUGCUGAUAUGUGCCGGAAAAAGAUGCAGGCAGCUUCCGCUCUCAUCGAUGGGCUGAGCGGAGAGAAAGUCCGAUGGACUCAGCAAAGUAAAGAGUUCAAAGCUCAGAUUAAUAGACUCGUAGGUGAUGUUCUGCUGUGCACUGGAUUCCUUUCCUAUCUUGGUCCUUUCAAUCAAAUAUUUAGGAACUAUUUGCUUAAGGAUCAAUGGGAGAUAGAGUUGAGAGCACGGAAGAUUCCUUUCACUGAAAACCUAAAUCUUAUUUCAAUGUUGGUGGAUCCUCCAACAAUUGGCGAGUGGGGGCUGCAGGGGUUACCAGGAGAUGACCUCUCAAUUCAGAAUGGCAUCAUUGUGACAAAGGCCACCAGAUACCCACUCCUCAUAGAUCCACAAACUCAAGGCAAAACUUGGAUUAAAUCAAAGGAAAAAGAAAAUGACUUGCAGGUAACAUCUCUGAACCAUAAAUAUUUCCGCACACACUUGGAGGACAGCCUUUCCUUGGGCCGACCCCUUCUCAUUGAGGACAUUCGUGAAGAACUGGAUCCAGCCCUGGACAACGUAUUAGAAAAGAAUUUCAUUAAAUCGGGCACCACUUUCAAGGUGAAAGUCGGUGAUAAGGAAUGUGAUAUCAUGGAUACAUUUAAACUUUAUAUUACAACAAAGUUACCAAACCCUGCCUUCACCCCUGAGAUCAAUGCUAAAACAUCAGUCAUUGAUUUCACCGUGACGAUGAAGGGUCUUGAGAAUCAGUUACUGAGGAGAGUGAUUCUAACAGAGAAACAGGAGUUAGAGUCUGAAAGGGUUAAACUUUUGGAAGAUGUGACUUUUAAUAAGCGGAAGAUGAAAGAACUUGAAGAUAACCUCCUCUACAAAUUAAGCGCUACAAAAGGUUCCUUGGUAGAUGACGAAUCUCUCAUCGGUGUGCUUCGAACCACCAAGCAGACAGCGGCUGAAGUAAGUGAAAAGCUACACGUGGCUGCAGAGACGGAGAUCAAGAUUAACCUGGCUCAGGAGGAGUUCCGGCCUGCAGCCACCCGCGGAAGCAUCCUCUACUUUCUCAUCACAGAGAUGAGCAUGGUCAACAUCAUGUACCAGACCUCGCUGGCCCAGUUCUUGAAGUUAUUUGACCAGUCUAUGGCCAGGUCUGAGAAGUCUCCACUACCUCAGAAGAGAAUUACAAAUAUUAUUGAGUAUCUGACAUAUGAAGUUUUUACAUACUCUGUCAGAGGCCUGUAUGAAAACCACAAAUUCCUCUUUGUACUCCUCAUGACCUUGAAGAUCGAUCUUCAGCGAGGAACCGUGAAGCACAGAGAGUUUCAAGCUCUCAUUAAAGGGGGAGCAGCCCUGGAUCUGAAAGCCUGCCCUCCCAAACCGUUUCGCUGGAUCCUCGAUAUGACCUGGCUGAACCUUGUGGAGCUAAGUAAACUUCCGCAAUUUGCAGAAAUUAUGAACCAGAUAUCUCGUAAUGAGAAGGGAUGGAAAAGCUGGUUUGAUAAAGAUGCUCCAGAGGAAGAAAUUAUCCCGGAUGGAUAUAACGAUUCACUGGAUACCUGCCGUAAACUUUUACUGAUCAGGUCUUGGUGCCCAGACCGUACUGUUUUUCAAGCAAGAAAGUAUAUUGCAGAUUCUUUGGAGGAUAAGUACACAGAACCAGUUAUCUUAAAUCUGGAGAAAACUUGGGAAGAAAGUGAUACACGAACACCUCUGAUAUGUUUCCUGUCCAUGGGAUCCGAUCCCACAAUUCAAAUUGACGCAUUGGCCAAGAAACUGAAGCUGGAAUGCAGAACUAUCUCAAUGGGGCAAGGACAAGAAGUACAUGCUCGAAAGCUGAUUCAGAUGUCGAUGCAGCAGGGUGGCUGGGUAUUACUGCAAAAUUGUCACCUGGGCCUAGAAUUCAUGGAAGAAUUACUAGAGACAUUAAUUACCACUGAAGCCAAUGACGAUUCUUUCCGAGUAUGGAUAACUACCGAGCCCCAUGAUCGAUUUCCAAUUACAUUGCUUCAGACGUCUCUCAAAUUUACUAAUGAGCCACCCCAAGGAGUGCGUGCAGGUUUGAAGAGAACAUUUGCGGGAAUUAAUCAAGACCUUCUGGACGUCAGUAAUUUACCCAUGUGGAAACCGAUGCUUUACACAGUAGCGUUUUUACACUCCACUGUGCAGGAGCGACGCAAAUUUGGUCCCUUAGGAUGGAAUAUUCCCUAUGAAUUCAACUCUGCUGACUUUACAGCCAGUGUUCAGUUUAUUCAGAAUCACCUCGAUGAAUGCGAUAUUAAAAAAGGUGUAUCAUGGAGUACGGUUCGGUACAUGAUUGGAGAAGUACAAUAUGGCGGCAGAGUGACAGAUGACUUUGAUAAACGACUACUUAAUUGCUUUGCAAGAGUCUGGUUCAGUGAGAAGAUGUUUGAACCGUCGUUCUGUUUUUAUACUGGAUAUAAAAUCCCCUUGUGCAAAACUUUGGACCAGUAUUUUGAAUACAUCCAGUCAUUGCCAUCCCUGGAUAACCCCGAAGUCUUUGGGCUUCACCCUAAUGCCGAUAUCACGUAUCAGAGUAACACUGCUUCUGCUGUUCUUGAAACCAUUACCAACAUUCAACCCAAAGAGAGUGGAGGUGGAGUGGGAGAGACACGGGAAGCCAUUGUCUAUAGAUUAUCUGAAGACAUGCUGAGCAAGCUGCCUCCUGAUUACAUUCCUCAUGAGGUGAAAGCUCGUUUGAUAAAGAUGGGACAUCUUAAUUCAAUGAAUAUAUUUCUUAGACAAGAAAUUGACAGAAUGCAAAAAGUCAUCUCAAUACUUCGCAGUAGCCUGAGUGAUCUAAAAUUGGCCAUUGAAGGAACAAUCAUUAUGAGUGAGAACUUGAGAGAUGCCCUUGACAACAUGUAUGAUGCUCGUAUACCUCAGAUCUGGAAAAGAGUGUCCUGGGAUUCAUCUACACUGGGCUUCUGGUUUACUGAACUUUUGGAAAGAAAUGCUCAGUUUUCUACUUGGAUAUUUGAAGGAAGGCCCAAUGUGUUUUGGAUGACUGGUUUCUUUAAUCCCCAAGGCUUCCUCACAGCGAUGAGGCAAGAAGUGACCCGUGCCCACAAAGGCUGGGCCCUGGACUCCGUGACCAUCCACAAUGAGGUGCUGCGGCAGACCAAGGAGGAGAUCACAUCACCUCCUGUGGAAGGUGUGUAUAUUUAUGGGCUCUACAUGGACGGAGCGGCCUGGGACAGACGGAAUGGGAAGCUCACAGAAUCCACCCCCAAGGUGCUCUUCACACAGCUGCCUGUGCUGCACAUCUUCGCCAUUAAUUCCACCGCACCCAAGGACCCCAAGCUGUAUGUGUGUCCUAUUUACAAGAAACCGAGGCGAACUGACUUGACCUUCAUCACUGUAGUGUAUUUGCGAACAGUCUUGUCCCCAGAUCACUGGAUCCUGAGAGGGGUGGCCCUUUUGUGUGAUAUCAAGUAAGUUCAUUUCCACUUGCUGAAGGCAUCAGGGGCCAUGGAGACAGCCAAUGCUAUUGAGGGACUUGGUGAUAUGCAUCUUUUCUCCCUGAUAAUUGCUUGAUUCUUCUUUCUAAAUUAAAAAGUUGAUGUUCUACAAUUGCUUGUGUGUGUGGGUUUUCCCUCAUAUCAAUAUUCAAGAAGACAAUUCUAAACUAAUGCUUUUGUCCAAGGAAAUCAUAUUCCAUUCUAAUUAAUUUUUUAGAUCAAGUCCUAUCCUCAUGUUAGAACACUUUGGAAGGUUUGAAUUUAAAAAAGAAAACUAAAACAAACUAUUAAUUUGUUGUGUCUGAAAAGAAGCCUAGUAGAUGCAAACUUUUCUCUCACAUAAAAACCACUUUUCCCUGAAAUAAAAUCUACCCAUGUCUGUG